CCUCCUGGUAAAUCUCUGAAACGGAUCCAACCUCCCACACCCCCCCUAGCACCCCUUUAGACUUGUCAGCUUUCAAAACACCCCGCCCCCCGCGUGCCAUCAUUUAUUAAUGGAAACGGAGGAGCGCUGGGGGCCGUUAAUAUCCCUUAAUGUUAAAAGGCGGCGGAAGGAGACGAGGUUUCCUCCCCGUGAGUGUCCCUGCAGCUCCAACGUGCGGAAGACGGGAAGAGUCCGCCUGGCGUGAGGAGGCUGUUUGUGUGAUGAGAGUUGCAAUCGAGCUGCAUCUCUUUAAAGCUGACGCCGGCUUAAUUAAUGACACCAGCCAGGAAGGAAGGAAGGACGGACGGACGGACAGACGGACACCGAGGAUGCAUCGCAAAGGACAUCGCUGCCGCAUCGUUUUAACGCCACCAGGGACACGGCACCCUUCAUCUGCUAUGACGUCCUUGCUCGCUCUCAGUCGCUAACACCGCAUCGUGCCCCCCACCCCCUACGUCGGCUGCGCUCUUCAUGUCAGCGUCUCCACCGCAUCCUCGUAUCGGGCUCGGCCACCCGCUGACGCCGCCGAGGCAGGAUGGUGCGCAUCGCAAGCGCCCUGGGGCUUGUCAUGUUCAGUGUGGCGCUGCUCAUUCUGUCCCUCAUCAGCUACGUGUCCAUUAAGAAGGACUUCCUUCUCGGCGGCACCCCCAGAUAUGGACCGAACGGAGGACCGAGGAUGUACAUGUUCCACGCGGGCUAUCGCGAAAGGCCACCUCGCAAGCCUGACCUCAGCUCCCAAUUGGCACUGAAGUAUCUGGAUCCAGUUUUCACGCCGUUGACCAAUGCUCUUAGCGAAGACCUCAAGAAUUCCUCGAAAUGGAGAUACAACAGCACAGCAUUUAUCCAACAGAGGAAGGAAAUCUCUCAGUACGUCGACAUUCCUCACAACUUCUCAUUAACGCGCAGUUUAGUCCGCAUCGGCCAGCUGAUGCAUUACGCCUACUCCAGCCACAAGUACGUCUACUCCAUCGGCGAGAACUUCCGCUCGCUCCUCCCCGAGGUGUCGCCGAUUCUGAACAAGCACUACAACGUCUGCGCCGUGGUGGGCAACAGCGGCAUCCUCACCGGCUCACGUUGCGGCGAUCAGAUCGAGAAGUUUGACUUUGUCUUCCGCUGCAACUUUGCGCCAACCGAGUUCUUUAAGCGAGAUGUCGGCCGGCGCACAAAUAUGACAACCUUCAACCCGAGCAUCUUAGAGAAGUACUACAACAAUCUGUUGACGGUGCAGGACAGGAAUAACUUCUUCCUGAGCUUGAAGAAGCUGGAUGGGGCCAUUCUGUGGAUCCCGGCGUUCUUCUUCCACACGUCGGCCACGGUGACCAGGACUCUGGUGGACUUCUUUGUGGAACAUCGCGGUCAGCUGAAAGUCCAGCUGGCCUGGCCUGGAAACAUCAUGCAGCACAUUAACAACUAUUGGAAAACCAAACAGCUGUCGCCAAAGCGCCUGAGCACCGGCAUCCUGAUGUACACGCUGGCAUCGUCGAUGUGCGACCAGAUCCACUUGUACGGCUUCUGGCCAUUCGGCUGGGACCCCAACACGGGGAAGGAACUGCCUUAUCACUACUACGACAAGAAGGGCACCAAGUUCACGACCAAAUGGCAGGAGGCCCAUCAGUUGCCCGCUGAGUUCAAACUCCUUUACAAGAUGCACACAGAAGGGCUGCUGAAGCUCAGCCUCUCCCACUGCGCUUAGCCAUGAAACCGCGGGAGGUCUUUCAAUUGUCUCACCGGAGCUUCCGUCGGCCAAAGUCACAAAAAGGACCAGUCGGACCAGGGCUGAUAAAUGUGCACGUCCUCGGCAAGGAGACGCAAUGGACUCUGGCGCUCUUUUAAGGACCAAGAUUCUAUCUCUCUCAAGCUGUGACGGGCCAUGCAUCGAAGCUGCAGGAACGAGGACUCUCUUCGUUGUGUCGUCAGUCAAGACACUCAAACACUGAGAGACAUCAGGUCAUGCCAAAUCCUACCUAACAAAAUGUAAGCGACAACAAAAAGCACCGUAGCUACUGACAUCAAAAACCAAACCCAAGGCAAAGUCACAAAAGUCGUUGAUGUUUUAAUUUAGAGCAAUGGUGUCCAACUCUAGGCUCGGGGGCAAGAUCUGGUCCACCACAUCAAAUGAUGUGGCCCGCCAAAGCAAAUUAAACAUGUCAACUUCUGUGAUGCUCGCUAAAAUCGCCAUGAAAAUUUCAUAUUCUCAUA
Molecule: messenger RNA, 2238 nt
Organism: Hippocampus zosterae (dwarf seahorse)
Lineage: Eukaryota; Metazoa; Chordata; Actinopteri; Syngnathiformes; Syngnathidae
Gene: st8sia3
Product: ST8 alpha-N-acetyl-neuraminide alpha-2,8-sialyltransferase 3
Exons: 8
Coding region: 575-1732 (385 amino acids)
Biological process (GO): N-glycan processing; oligosaccharide metabolic process
Molecular function (GO): alpha-N-acetylneuraminate alpha-2,8-sialyltransferase activity
Source: RefSeq, a predicted model, not a curated record